ACAUUGUGUUCAGAGAUAGUCAAGAUAUUAUGAACCCACUUGUUAAUCACAAGGGCAUCUUGGUGAAAACUCCCUUUAUAUAGCUGAUUGGAGAUCGAUAAUGACAGAUCCUAAAGGAGCAAUAUAUUGUACAGGCAUUUUAGUAUAACACAGGCUGUGUGGUUCAUUUGCUAUUUUGUAUCAUAAUAAUGAUAGUUUUUGGAAUAGAGAGGAUUCACGGAGAUGCGAGUGUUUUGAAGUAAUGUGAAACAUGCAGGAGCUCGGACAGACUGACUUGCUGCGUGGAAAUAAUUUGAUCCUGACUUGAUGAGCGUGAACAUUCCACAUCGUGCAUGAUAUCAUGCAAUAUUUAAUCAUGCCUAACUACAAACAAUCUAAGCUACUUCUUAUUGGGACAAUACUCCUCGUUGCGAUGGUAUCUUCUUAUUCCUUGAUAUCACCCAACCUGCUGAAAGAAAUCAUUAUUCAGAAGUCUUCUAAAGCAGAGCCCCCAAAGUCUAAUUUCACACCAAUCGCUGAAGUUGUGUCCAGAGGAAACGCUACCUUUCAUUCCGAGGUCAUUCAAGAUGCAUUCAUCCACUCACAGAAGGUCAUUCAAAAGGAGCGUCAAAAUAGGAUUAUAAACGUGUGUGAAAAAUAUCAUAUGACAUCACGAGAUGACGUAAUAAACAAACCUCCAUUUAAUAUCAUAGUUGACCACAAUCACAAAGUAAUAUUUUGCUUCGUUCCGAAGGUGGCGUGUACCAGUUGGAAAAGAAUAUUCCUCGUUCUUAAAGGGAUAAUCAGCGACACUGAUGAAAUAAAUCAACAUGAUAUCAAUCAUCAUGAACAGAAAAAUCUUGACUUUUUCUUCCGUCAGACGAGGCAGAUGAGAAGACAUAUUUUGGAAAGCUACACAAAGAUUAUGUUUGCAAGACACCCAAUGUCGCGUGUACUUUCUGCAUACACGAACAAACUCUCCCCGAAUUCGACGUUCAGUGGAGCCAAAGGAUGGCAAAGGGGGCUUGGAAAUAGGAUUUUGAAGCACUUUUAUCCCACUUCUACACAUAAGACGUAUGACCUUACAUUUGGAGAUUUUGUGAAGUAUCUUGGGGAAGAACAUGAAGGAGAUGGUGAUUCAAAAGGCAGAGACAACAAGCAUUGGAAAGAAAUAUAUAAGAUGUGUUCACCUUGCAGUAUCAACUAUGAUAUAAUUGGAAAGAUUGAAACGAUGAGCAGGGAUGUUGAAUUCGUUUUGAAAUCCCUCCAUAUCUCUGACAUGGUAAAAUUCCCUUCGUCGAGUGGUAGCAGCCCAACAAAUAGCUCAAGUCAUAUCAUUCCAUAUUACACAAAGAUACCAACUGAAGACGUCAUUAGGUUGUACGAACGUUAUCGGCUUGAUUUCGAGAUGUUUGGAUAUGAUAUACCAAACGAAAUACAAUUAAAAUGAAAUCACUAUUUAUUUCAAACUUUUUUAUAUGUUUUUUUUUAUUUUUAUAUAUAUAUAAAUGUAUUCUACGAUUUUCUAGGUCAGCUUUUAACUCUAAAGUAAAACGCAGACUUAAGAGGUCACCUGGCUACAGGCAUUAAUAUGACACCCUCCCGUGCAUUUGAAGGUGUUAUUGCACUGUGGGUUUUAUUACAUUUUUAGGUGUAACAACUCCUCCCUCAAAAAAGGAGAGAAUUACUAAUUUUUAACGUUACAGUGCGUGACGCGCGUAACAUCUGUAAAGUAUAAGGGCGUAUCGGGCAACGUACAUUUUUGGAAAUUUGUAUUCCUUUUUUAUUUAAGGGGGCGAUAGAAGGGUGAAAUAAUCAAGCAUGUCAAAUAAUUAUUGAAUAGGAUGUGAAUUUUAACAAAACGGGAAAAGGGAUCAUGAUCGCGGGUAAUUGCAGCAAUGCAGUUGAUCAGAUAUUCAAUACUGAAUAACUGCCAUUGUGGUUAUAAGAAAAAGAAGAUGUUUUCGUUGUCCGAACCACUUGUAAAAUUUUGAUGUAUUAGGAAGAGUGCAACAUUAUCUAAGUUUUAAGUGCAGAAUACCUAAGACAAUAUGAAAUCAAUUUUUAAGCCAGUAAUAAACAUUUUAUGAAGAACA
Molecule: messenger RNA, 2075 nt
Organism: Lytechinus variegatus (green sea urchin)
Lineage: Eukaryota; Metazoa; Echinodermata; Echinoidea; Temnopleuroida; Toxopneustidae
Product: carbohydrate sulfotransferase 11-like
Exons: 4
Coding region: 341-1429 (362 amino acids)
Biological process (GO): carbohydrate biosynthetic process
Cellular component (GO): membrane
Molecular function (GO): sulfotransferase activity
Source: RefSeq, a predicted model, not a curated record